This is a messenger RNA of Sporothrix schenckii 1099-18, 3324 nucleotides long. RefSeq lists its product as uncharacterized. The coding region runs from base 1 to 3324 and encodes 1107 amino acids. The record is from RefSeq and is a predicted model, not a curated record. NCBI's taxonomy places the organism in Eukaryota, Fungi, Ascomycota, Sordariomycetes, Ophiostomatales, Ophiostomataceae. The transcript has a single exon.
AUGUCGACCAUUCCUCUCCGAUACAUCUCGGGCAACGUCCUGCACGCCCUGGCCGUUGUCCUGAGUCUUCCGCCAGACAGCCUCGAGCAGACUGGCCGCCACACGGCCACGCCGUCUGCCACGUGGCAGGCCGAGCAGGCGGCCCGCAUUCCUGGCCUGCCGCGCUGCCUCCUGAUCCCUCCCAUCCCCCACCUGUCUGUCAAGGUCGCCCAGGUGGCGAAACGGGUUGUCAUUGCCGCCGCGGGCGGCGCCGAUACGCUCGCCGUCAAGGCCGCCUCCAAGGGGAUUCGGCUGGACGCUGUCCUCCACCCCUGCUCCACACCGACGGCGCUCUGCUCGGCACAUCGCGACCUCCAUCCGACUCUUGUGCGGGAGAUGUUUUUCUAUCUCUCGCGCGAGGUCGCCGACAAUGCCGAUUUCGUCCGCCGGCACCCUGUGCACGACCGCCUUGACAAGAACGACAACGACAACGGCGUCAACGACAACGGCGACGCUCCUGAAGCAAUCUGCCACACUCGCGACGUGCACGACUGGGGUCUCCGCAUGAUUGGUAUCAGCGCGCUGUGGUGUACGCGGCACACGUUCCGAGCGCUGGAAAAGGGCCGUCAGGUCUUGCACCGGCCACCAACGAGUGCCAAGGCUGGCUCGUCGGCGGGUUCGUCGACAACGUCGCCCUCCCAGUCGUCCACCCACAUCCGCAGCAGCAUGCGCAUGCCACACCUGCAGUACCCCUGCGAGGCGUGCAUCCUGGCGGCCGUCGGCGCCCGCAGCCAGACGCUCAUCGACCUGCGCGCCAGCAUGCUGAGCCGCAUGGCCGAGGAGCACCACGACAAGCAGCGGCGCGACCGGCGCCGGGGCACGAUUCCGUCGUCGUCGUCGCUCGACAAGAAGAAGAAGCCCCGCGAGCCCAACCUGCUGCCCCUCGUCGAGACGUACAUCAACGUCCUCGGCCGCGACGUUGGCGACGAGAUGGCGGCUGAGAUCCGCGCGCGGAGCGAGGCGCUCGCCGAGUCGAUUUUCGACGUGCGCCUCUGCGAAGCGCGGCGCCGGCGGCACGUGGCGCGCGACGUCAAGCGGCUGCAGCGACAAGGCAAGUCGACGCGGUACGUGCGCGACCCGUGCACGCCGCGCCUGGUCACCAAACACGGCCACCGCCUCCCGCUGCCGCUGCUUCCGCUCGACUGCGAUCUGUGGGCGCACUACAACGAGUCCGUCGUUGGUGGCAACAAGCAAAACUACCAACCGACCCCUGGCCAUGCUCAUGGCGCCGACCCGUCCGGAGCGUACGACGAGAGCCAUGAGCAGUACUAUGUUGUGCCCGACGAGGAGGUGGAGAAGGGGCAGGAGGAGGCGGACAAAGCACACCCAGACGAAUGGGCGGGCGAGAUGGCAAGCGACAAGAGCACGGCUCAGCAGCACCCUUCCAUGAUGGGCAGCGACGCUUCGGCGCAUCUUGGCUACAAGGAAUACCAUGCCCAGGGCCAGCCCGAGCCGACUGUGGCGGAGGAGACGCCGGCCCCCGAAUGCGAAGAGGACUACCGGCGCAAUGUGCUCGAGUCGGAGACGGUCUUCUCGUCGGAUGUCGCCGACGAGCGUGCGUCGACGGGCCACAGCAGCGACGACGACCACGCCUCAUAUGUCACCAUUAGUGUCUACACGCAGCUGCCUCUCAACCAGCUUUCCAGCCCAGUUCCCGACCUGCCCCCCAGCCAUGCGGGCCCUGGCCGCCGAGCUGCUGCUGCUUCUCUCUCAACGAUGCCUGUUCGCAGUCUCUCUCCGAUCCCCGGCACUCCUACUUCCACGGCCGCCCGCUCUGUUGUCAGCUCUGUCUCACGGCACUCCACUCGUUCGAUUCGUCCAUCGUCUACCAGUGAACUGCCGCCCCGGCCGGCCAACCCGACGCCGUCUUCGCAACCUCGCAUCUACCCGCCGGCUCCGACCUCGAGCGUCUACUCCCGCGUCACGGCGGCGACCCAGAACGGCCAGAAGACCUCCAAGGCCAAGCAGGCGUUCUCUACCAUUCUGUCUGAAGCUAACGCCUCGCAGACAUCUGCCUCCUCGGCCAGCCGGGCGAUUCCUUCGCCUCGUUCUGCCAAGGCGUCCACAUCAACUGUGCCGUCUGCGUCGUCUUCGCUCUCGUCUCUUACUCGGCCGACGGCGUCGUCUUCCUACCGCUCUCGCGCCCCGAGCACGCCGACUCCUCCUUCCAAUGGGCGCAAACCGACGUUGGUAGCGUCAUAUGUGGCGAUGCAGGCCGUCAUGGACGCGAGCCGCAGCCGGAGCCGCGUCAACGUGGCUGCGACGAUUCCUAAACCUGCGACUUCCACUUUGGCGAAACCGUGCUCUGCCGCUUCGACGGCGUCCAAGACCACCAAGUCGACAAGCACCACCUCCAAGGCACCGACCGAGAGGACCUCCCGAAGCACGGUUUCAAAGUCGUCCUCGAUACCAUCCUCCUCGCCCGCCACGACGGUGACCAACCUGAGCCGCUACCCACUGCUGCCCAGGUCGACGUACCGGCCGCCGUCCAUGACACAGCGGUCAGCCAUGCCGCCACCGCUCUUCUCCAAGUCUGGCCAGCAGAAGCAGCAGGAGACGCAGGAGACGCAGGAGACGCAGAAAAAGGUGCGCACGCCUAUGCGUUCAUCGCGGGCUUCCCCUCUAACCACAAAGGCUUCCACCUCCGCCGCGCUUCCCAAGACGCCCUCAGAGACCAGUUCAGACGUGUCGUUCGAUUGGAGCCAGUCAGCCCCGUCGGAUCUGAGCGUCGGCGAAGGGCCCCGUCAUCGUCCAGAUUAUGCAAUCUUUGUCGACGACGACAACGACAACGACAAUGGCUCUGCUGGCCCAUGCUCCAUCGCGCCCGACGACUCCAUCAGUGUCGUCGCUGGCGACCGGCACCAAAAGGAGACGGACAGGCCGACACGGCUGCGGGGCAAGACGGAGGCCGAGCAGCCGCGCCGGUGGCUGCAGAUGCAAAGGCAGCGACACCAGCAGACAUUGACGGCGCCGACACGGCCAGGUCGUGGCCAGCAGGGCCCAAUUCCGCGGAUCCUGAACCACUACCAGCCAAAUAACAGUCGUCGGCCGCCCCAGGCACCACCGCGGGCACCUCCUCAGCCGCGGCAGCCGAUGCGGCCACGGACGCAGGCCGAGGUCGAGAACAAGCCCCUGCCUCGUCUCCCCGCCGAAGCAAAGACGCAGCGUUGUGUUUGCCAGGGUGUCCAUCCACAGAAGCAUCACACGUGCGGGUUGCAGGAGCAGGUGGCUGACCGGCCGACGUCCAACCUGACCAACUGCACGGAGUGGCCCAAGUGUUUCUAA